Molecule: messenger RNA, 5721 nt
Organism: Drosophila subpulchrella
Lineage: Eukaryota; Metazoa; Arthropoda; Insecta; Diptera; Drosophilidae
Exons: 10
Coding region: 110-5614 (1834 amino acids)
Molecular function (GO): calcium ion binding
Source: RefSeq, a predicted model, not a curated record
AUAAAACAACAUUAUGACAAACCCUCGACUCUGGCUCCAAGUACUUUAAAAAAUCAGAUGAUUUUAACAUUGCCUUCAAAUAAACAGCUCGAAUGUGGUAAGAGAAAAAAUGGUUAUAUCAAACACUAUUACGCAAGACCGAAAGUGUUUGCAUGCAAGUAACCCGAUGAUUAUAGACGUCACUUUCACAAGGGUAAGCGUCAAGUCAAAUUUAACAUUUCACGUCAUAAAACAUAUUGUUUCUUUUAAUGUUCAGACCCCAGAGUUAGUGGUUGGAAUGUUCCCAACAAGAUAUCAUUAUUUUAACACGGUACAUAGAGGCCAACCAGAAUCAACUCUAAUGGUAGUAGCUUCAAAAUAUAAUAUUACAAAUACAAUCACGAGACCUGCACAUUUCUUGACCUUUAUAAGUUCAUCAGAGGACCUUUCGCCUAACACAAAUACCUACUUCAGUCAAAUAUUGCUUACUAAAACUGUCUACGACAAAUACCAAACACCAACAUAUGGCACAAGUAAAAAUAAUCUCACCCAAGUCGUUAUUACAGAGUCCCUUCCAGCAACGGUUUCAACUCAUAAUAAUCCGAAAGGACCUGAUUACUUUUCAAUUUCGGACAAAAAAAUUAAUUUAUCAGCUUCGGUAAUUAACAUGGAACAAUCUGACUACCUGAUGAUAUACUCAACCAAGACCUUAUUAGAAACACGUACAAUUUGUACAGCUACGUUCAAUAGUAGUUUAACUAGAACAGCAUCAUAUGUUUCUUUGACAAUGAGAGUAUGUGAAAGUGACCACACUCACGUUAUAAAAAAUAUUGCUACUAAUACUGUGGGUAACUCUCUGUUAAACUCAGAUCUUUUAAUUUCGAUUAAAUCCGAACUUAUGCUUAAAAUGAGAAAAAACCAACGUCAAACUAUUGUUACAAUGGCCACAUUGGGGGCAGGUGAAACUAUUCAAGUAACUGCCGUGAAUAUAAUCAAAAAACCAAACUUGAAUUAUAUUUCCACUAUGAAGAAGUCGAAAGAAUACUUGAACUCAGAAAUGAGUUUCGUUAAUGCUACAUCCAUAUCUAAUGAGAGAAAACCAACUUUUAGUUCAAAGCUACCAGACUUUUCUGAAAAUAACAUAAACACAUCAGAAAAAUUAAACCUCAACCAGAAAAUUUAUAAGAAAAACAUUACAGAAUUAAUAUUAUCGGAAUCUGAAAAUAGUGAAGUGUUCACAAAAAAUAAUAAUAAAUUAAAGCCUUCACAGUACAGUUCAUUAGUAUCUUCACAGGCCAUCAUUACUGAACACUUAAAUUUGGAGCGAUUCCGCCCAAUGCUGAAUGUCGUAGCACACUUAAUAAAAAAACAACUAACUAAUACACAUAAGGCGCAACUUCAUACACAAAAAUUUAAUAAAGAAAAAUCAAAAACAAAUUCAGCUCAAAGCCACACAACAUUAGCAACAAUAAAAGAACCUAUUUAUAUACCUUUAGAGCAAAAUGUAAAAGGCAAACCCUUAAACACAACAAAUGCAAAACCAACAACGGCUGAUUUACUCGGAAAAUUAAAAAUUAACACAUUACAUAUAUAUCCACCAAAGAUGGAUGUACUAAAUAAGUGUAUAAAACAUAAUCUAACAAAACAUUCGACUUCCUUGGGAAAUAAAGAAAUAUCUAUGGUGCAUAAGAACGCGUUCAUCAAUACCGGUAUUCCCAUAAGACCCGGCGAGCUUAUAACGGCCAGCGCCAAUGUUAUAUUUGGAAGGCCAAAUAUUGAUGAAACAGUUUCACAAACAUUGUUAGCCGGCAAUAGAACUACCAUAACGUAUCGUCAUUUAAAUUCGAUAAAUUCGUUUUACCCCAGUAUUCCAACGAUUUAUUCAACGAUGUUACAAAAUUCCCUUUCGAAUAGAAAUGAAUUUAUGAUAGAGUACGCCAGUUUAUUAAAGCCUCCACCACUACCUGUAAAUCGACAAGUUCUACUACAGUAUCCAUCAACUUUCCAGUCUCAAUUGGGGAGAACAAGAACACCUGGUAAAAUUAGGUUUUCACCUAUUACAAUGUUACAAAACAAUCCGAUUCAUGAUCAUUAUUCUUCUCAGUCACCAAUUAGCUUAAAUACUGAAUUUUACAACAAUCAAAUUUUAGAUGUUUUUCGAGUACCACAAAUUUUUGGUGAAAUUCGGCCAGCUACUAAAAGUUAUUUAGCUUUGUCAAAUACCUUUGACUAUUCUUUAAGUCAUGAUUGUUCUUUAGACUCUUUAAAACCUACUUUGUCUUACAGAAAGCCGUUAGGUGUAUCUACAUUUUCUGUCAUUCACCAAGUUAACUUUAAAAAUGACGUCAUUAGCCAUACAGUUAAUAUGCAUGCUCGCCCUCUAACUUUUAAAAGAGACUCAGAGAAUAUUCCGUACGCAACAACCGUAAGAGGGCAUAUUGAUAGUUUUUUAAUGUCACAUGUUAAAAUACCUCUUAGCGACGAUAAGGUUGAAGUCCAGCUAACGACUAACCGUAAGAGAGUUUUUCCUGUUCAACAUGAAGACCUAAAGCCCGAUGAGACUGAUACUAAAUUUAAAGUACGAAACAAUAUAUUAACCAACUAUGAGAAUGCUCAGCAUUCGGUUUCGUUUAAGGAUGCUAAAAGACAAAGCGGAUUAAGCAAGUAUACUUCAAUAUACAGAAAUGAAUAUUUUUCUCAAUUUAAUUCUAAACUGAAUUAUUCAGAUAAUUCAAAUGGUAAACCAAUAAGACAUGUUUAUGGCAUUCCAAAAGAAAAGAUAAAAAAAUUUACUGAGCAAGACCAAAAGACAGAAAACUCAAACGAAUCAUUGCAUUUUUUAAAGCUUAAUACUACUAAAAAACGCGAUCUUAACAUUAACACUGCAUCAAAUAAAUGGGCAUCAAUGAUUAAAUAUUUAAGUGUCACAAUGCCUAAGAGCGUACAAACAAUUACAAGUUCGUUGAUGUCUUCAAAAAAAAGUAUUCAGACCGGCAAUAUAAGUAAGGUGCUUCUGACAACAGCUGAACAUUUUCGUGUCGAACCCUUAACAGAGUAUUCAAUUGACUCUGUAAAUUCCAAAUUUGUUUUGAAAACAAACACGUCUAACACAAGUCACUUAUUUGUCGCUAACGAACGUUCUCAACUGAAAUCAAAAAUAUCUAAGGAUUCAAAUUCUUUUAUGCUCACGUCAAACGACGACCUCCAGUUCAAACCAUCUUUCGUAAUACCCCUGAACAGUCUCCAAUACAGUUCAGUAAUACCAGUUUCUAAUGCAGACACAUUUUCAUUAAUAUUAAUACGAGAGCCGCAUUCUGACUCUAGUCAAAACUGGCGAGAUUCGACUUUAGGCAUAAAAUGCCACACUAAAGGUUGCAAAAAUAAUUUAUUAAAAAAACUUAGGCACGAUAUCAAAAUGCUUGAACCAUCUGAAAUGUUGCAGGAUGAAAUUACUUCAGUUUCAAAAAGAACAUUGGAAUGGGAUACAAUGUCAGUAAUAGUAGAAAAUCCGAAAACAACAAGUCCCUUGCCUUCUAUAUCUACGCAUACAAGGAAAACAACCGAAUAUUUAAACAUAUUGAAACCCACUAAAACGAAAACUGUCAAUAUAAGAAACUUAUCUGUAAUCAAAAAAAGUUUAGAUGCAAAAAAAUACAUAUCUAGUAAUCACUCAAUUGCUUACUCAUCGAAAAACUAUAUGAAGAAACCGAUUUCGAUCAGUUUAGACAAAGUACUUACAUCCUCAAGGAUAAGCAAGCAGCCACAAGGAAUGAACAGAAGUAGUGUUGCAAAUUUAAGUGAAAUGUCUAAAAGUUUAAAGACUUCAGACUAUCUAGCGAAGCCAUCUCUUACUGUGAACAGUGUUAGGCUUUCAAACAAAUCGAGCUUAGGUUCUACCCGAGAUGAGCAUGGGUAUGCUCCCAGUGACAUAAAUAGUAUGCUUCUGGGUGCUGUUGUUGCUGAUUCUUUUUCAACGACAAAUUAUAUGAAGAAAAACAAUUCUUCUAAUGGUUGCCAUCCGCCGUGCAGAUUGAACAAAAAUGAAUUAUGCGUUACUUAUGCUAACAAUACCGAAUCCUCGAGUCUUUGUGAAUGUCGACCAAGUUUUGGACGCAUGUUUCCCGACCGACCUUGCAAACCUACUUAUACAUACGAAAUGAAGUUUCAAGCCAACUGGGCGGGAAACAACUCUUUCAAGCCUCGCGAUAUUAUAAAAAGUAAUUUGAAAACCGAAACUCCAUAUAUAAAUAAAAUUUUAUUAGAAGCCGCUGAUCGCAUGGUUAUGCAAUCUGAUUAUAGAGAUAUUUUUCAUGGUGUGCAAUUACGAAAUGUUUUUGCCGAAGAAAAAGAUAAGUUAACGGUUACAUUCUUGCUACAGUUAUCAGAAAAUAGCGAUGAGGAACAACUUAAUUCCGUAUUUCAAAAGUAUUUACGGCAAAGCAACUUCAGUAUUGGAGGCACUGGAUUUUACACUUCAAAAAACAGUCUACACUUACUAGAAUUUAAAGAUUUUGAUGAAUGUCGUUACGAAAACUUUAAUGACUGUUCCAUUGAUGCUCACUGUUUUAAUUUGAUUGGCAGCUACACUUGUAGUUGCAAGGAGGGUUAUACAGAUAUAUCUAUUAAUGCUUUGUACCCCGGUCGCCAUUGCUUAAAUAAUGUAAUCGGCUGCGAUAUCUGUAACUAUAAUGGCAAAUGUAUAAAUAAUUCGGAAGACAAAGAGCAUCAGGGGAAAACCUCAUGCAAAUGCUAUUCUUGGUACGCUGGAACAAAGUGCCAAGUUAACAUGAAGAUUAUUAUAAUAUUUCUUUUUAUAAGUGGAACAAUAUUGUCUGUUUUGCUUCUAUUCUUCUUCCUUAUAAUAAACACAAAGCUUAAGGGCAAGCAAGGCAACGGCAAAGCAAGCGAACUAUGUACUGCACCUUCUACUGUAAAUCCUAGUAUAUCAACCGAAAUUGGUCGACCAACUUUCUGUAAAAACGAAGCUAAGAGUACAUUAAGUCAAGGCAUGACCUCAAUUUCUAAAAAGAAACAUAUUGGAGGGCAGAGCACGUAUUUUAAGCCUGCAGAACUUAAACAAAGUUUGAUACACAGUUACAAGGCUUCUUCAGCUUGUAACUUAAGCGACGAUUUUAAUAUAAGGAGUACGACUAAAGAACAUGGUUUUUCGCAUAGUGCUGCUGACCAUAGCGCAGGAGAAGACCAAACAGAGCGCUCUAUUACCCUAAUGAUUCCAAGAGCAAAAUACUGUUUACCCUAUAUUGCUCAAAACUCUCAUUUACCUCAUUAUCCUACUAGAUCCUUUAUGGGUAAUACAAAGCGAAGUGUAGUGCAUAGAGAUGAUGAUAAUGUUCUCUACAGAGGCACCACAACACCCAGAACUGCUCUUGUAUCUGCAGGCUUCGAGGUAUCUGCCCUCGUUAGUGACAAAAAUGUAUUGGAAAUUCCCAUAUUAGAUGAGAUAUCUUUCAUUAAAGAAGCAUUUGAUGAGUACACCCACAAAACGAGCACAUCAAAUGAGGAUGCUAAUACAAUGACUGAAAGAGAUUUGGGUUCCACGUUCUUGUUGCCACAUACACAUCUUUAUAAGCCCGACAAGAUGCUGUGUGACUUUGCUGGAUUGAGAUCUUCAUAAACGUCUGAUGUUUUAAUGUUGUAUAAAACUACCAUUAAAUCUUAUAGCCAGUAAGAUAGCAAUCACUUCUUUAAAAAAAUCUAAAGAUCUGAACAUGUUUAAUAUUA